This is a messenger RNA of Aspergillus thermomutatus, 3072 nucleotides long. RefSeq names its product formin-mediated actin nucleation enhancer. The transcript is spliced from 2 exons. The coding region runs from base 1 to 3072 and encodes 1023 amino acids. The record is from RefSeq and is a predicted model, not a curated record. Gene Ontology annotation, biological process: establishment of cell polarity. Gene Ontology annotation, molecular function: cytoskeletal regulatory protein binding. Gene Ontology annotation, cellular component: cell tip; cytoplasm. Lineage: Eukaryota; Fungi; Ascomycota; Eurotiomycetes; Eurotiales; Aspergillaceae.
AUGACCUCGCAAUCUUCCGCACCACGCAGUUCGUCCAGCUCAGGCAGGUCUCAGUCGUCAAGGACUGUUGUGCCCGAUAGACAAAUUUCCCAAAUCGAGAAAAGUGUCACCCAUCUCCUUGUCGCUACAAAACAACUGCUGGAGACCUUGACCCAAUGGUCUCGAAGACAGGCGUCCGAGAACGAAGUCUCAGACGUCUAUGUGCGAUUGGGUUAUGAAUUUAACCUAGCCUGCCGCGCCUUCAAUGCGAUUGGUGUUGAUACCUCCGACCUGGGCCCAGUGCCCGACCUCCUCCGCACAAUCCUCGAAGAUACACUGAGCCAGGAUGCGUCUCCUCAGAGCCUCGAUCGAUACCUGCCUCGUAUUCGUGACAUCAUUAUCAACCUCCUCCAUGGUCUCAAGAAGAAGCAGGCUCGCUUGCGCUCGCGGCAGCAAAGGGAAGAAAGCCGUCCCUUACCUGGCCGGCAGGCAAGCUCGGGGAGUGCCGUCAUAAACCAGAUGUAUGAGGAAGCCACAGCCACUGUCACGUCUCCGAAAAGGCCAGGUGGUCGCCGGCAUGGAAGCAAUGGCUCACUCGAAGACCAGUCCGGUGGGGCUCAUGCUGGUUCUACAGUGCAGCCUUCAAGCGACGCGAGGGGCACUAGCUACUCGGAGAGAGAAGCGUCAAGACGAGAGGCGCAGCAGAUCCUAUCUCAGCCAUCGCAACCUGAGACCGAAACUCCCUCCAGGGUAGCCAUGCCUUCACCCGACUUCUCUGGUUAUCCUACUCCGCCACCUCCACCCCCUCCCCCCAAGCAGGACGAUGCUUUGGGUGCUUUACAGAGAAGUGGAGAACUGGAAAGACGGGCCUCGCGGCGGUUUUCCGCCUACCAGAUACAAAAACAUUUGGGAGCAUCGACAAAUGGCGUCCCCGUUCUGCCAACCCAGAAUUCUCCCGUCCCAAAUCGUGGUCGUGAUGUCCGCGAAUCUUUAAAUGCGGUUCGCUUGCGAGGGUCUUACGCGCACGGGAGACAACGGUCGACGAAUCGUCCGCAUGAUGCGGUUACCCCAAGCAAAACUGCGAAGCCCUUGCCAUCCCCUCACCCUGCCCAAGGAGGAGAGGACGAGCUCACCAAAGCUCACACCGCAUCUCCAACAGAGCCUCAGGCAAAUGGUUCCGUUGCACCCCAAAUACGUCAGGACAAAGUGCCACACCGGCCUGGGGAUAACCCUACAGUCACCGGAAAACAACCUGGGCUGCCUCGGUCUGCCGAGGAACCAUCCCUGGCGGAGGCAUUUGAACCGACCAAGGAUUCUUCCAUACCUAAUGAAGGAGCAACGCCGGGCACACCAAGCUCAACCAUCCAACGACCCUCUACUGGUGUAUCAACGCCACCGCAGACCUCGCAGUUUACGUCCGAUCAGCCGUCACCUGGAAAAGAGCUUACCUUAUUUUUACAGUACAAAAGCAAGAUCAAAAAAUAUGUUCUUCCGGAAGGCUACAGCGGGUUAACCAUCGGAAGACUGCAGCUUGCGUUCAUUGAGAAAUUUGCGUGGAACACACACAACAACGGGGUCGAUCUGCCAGAGAUAUAUAUUCAAGACCCGAUCUCCGGGGUGCGGCAUGAAUUGGAAGAUUUGAAUGACGUCAAAGAUAGAUCGGUCCUUGUCUUGAAUGUGGAUAUACUUGAUGAGGUCAAGAAGCAUUUCGAUGAUGAGCUUGGGGGAGUUCGUCGUCUGAUUGAAGGCGUGAAGGGCUCUCUUGAUGGACAAGAAAGUAUCAUUCAGCGCGUGUCAGACCGUCAACUAGAGGCCGCAAAGGAGAUUGCGCGCCUGGCCGCCGCGCCCCCCGUGUCAAUUCCCACUUCUCUUCAAGAUGGAACCGCUCGGAAGGGUUCUAUUACUGGAAGUAACAGCCAACUGGCUGAACUUCAGAGUUUGAAGCGUGACCUUGCAGUGCUACGGCAGACAUACUCGAAUUUCUCCUCGGAUAUUUCUAGCUCGAUGAAUGCGAUUCGCACUAAGGCAAAUAGUGUCAAAUCUGCGGCUGCAGAUGUUGCCGUGCCGUCUUAUGAAGGCGAUGCUGGUCGUGCCCGUGUCAACGCCGGCAAGAAAGAACUCGCAGAUGAGUCGGAACGACUCGUUGGGCGCGUCGACGACCUUCAGGAUUUGGUUGAAGAUCUUCGUAAAGACGUGGUAUCACGUGGAGUCCGACCACUCCCAAGGCAGCUAGAGAGCGUCAGCAAAGAAAUCAGCGCCGUCACCAAGGAGAUGAAGAAGAUGCAAGAAUUCCUGAAGCGGGAGAAACCGAUUUGGACGAAGAUUUGGGAGAAGGAGCUCCAGCUUGUGUGUGAGGAACGUGAUCAAUUAACCAUGCAGGAAGAUCUGGCUGCGGACCUCGAGGACGAUCUCGAGAAGGCCGCGCAGACUUUUGCUCUGGUUGAGCAGGCUACCAAACAGCAGGCGUUGCAGCAGAAUGUCAACGGAAGCGUUGCUUUGCGAAACACAUCGCGUAACGUGGUAAUUGACCCAGCGAUCGACCCCAUGAAGGCGAAGGAUGACCUUCUGGGUGAGGUUCGCGCACUCCAGCCUAAUCAUGAAUCUCGAUUAGAGGCGAUCGAAAGGGCAGAGAAAGCUCGACAGAAGGAACUCGAGAAUCGUCGGAUAGGGCUCUUCCAGAAAGAGCUUGGGGCGUUUGUUCAAGAGGGAAAGCUGAAGAAGAGCGGCGGCGUGGAAGAGGCUGAGCGACAACGUCGAGUCAAAGAUGAUCGCAUCCGGAAGGAGGUUUGGGAGAGACAGCAAGCCCGAGCAGCGGAAAUGGAGAAGGCAGAAGCGGAAUCGGCAGCGGCAGCAUCUUCCCAGCCCGAGCAGUCGGACCAGUCCGAACAGGCUGAGCAGCCUUCAAUCAAAGAUUCGACAGAAGACAACACUGAAGCAAGCGCCAAAAUUGGAGAUGCAACGAGUAAGGGCGAGGAAAAGACAACACCUUCGGCAGAGGCUUCGGCGUCAGAGGUGAUCGACGGAAAGGGAGAAGAUACUAAGGAGGAUGAGCCAACAACAAGUGAAGGCCCAGUGGACUCGACAACACCGUAA